Messenger RNA from Gigantopelta aegis, 786 nucleotides. RefSeq lists its product as uncharacterized. Lineage: Eukaryota; Metazoa; Mollusca; Gastropoda; Neomphalida; Peltospiridae. The record is from RefSeq and is a predicted model, not a curated record. The transcript has 2 exons. Bases 1 to 786 code for a protein of 261 amino acids.
AUGCAUACUUCACGACAUCCACAAACGCCUAUAAAGCAAGAGAAGCAAAAGCCUAAGCAGAAGAAGCUGAAGCAAACUGCGUCCAUAACGCAGAGGAAAUUUUUACAACAGCCACUCGUACAGCAACAGCAACAAAAGCAGGAUCCACAACAUAUAUCCACUGUAGAGCAGCAAAACCAAUAUCCAGAAAAUACAUCUGUGAAAAAGCAGCAACAACAGCAAUAUGCUGAUGUAUUUGUAGAACAGAAUCAACGACAACAGCAGCAAACAGAACUCACACCUGCAGUGCAGCAGCGACAAAAUCAGUAUUCGGAACAUACACAUGUACAGCAGAGGACACAGCAACAGCAGCAGCAGCAGCAACCAAAACAUCAGCAGCAGGGCCAAUAUUCACAACAAAUACCUGUAGAACAGAAUCAACGACAACAGCAGCAAACAGAACGCACAGCUGCAGUGCAGCAGCGACAAAAUCAAAUUCCGGAACAUACACAUGUACAGCGGAGGACACAGCAGAGGACACAGCAGCAGCAGCAGCAGCAGCAGCAGCAGAAACAUCAGCAGCAGGGUCAAUAUUCACAACAAAUACCUGUAGAACAGAAUCAACAACAGCAGCAUACACAAGACAAAAACCGAAACAAAAUCCUUUACUUAUACAACCUGCUGUUCACCAACACCAACACCAAUACCAACACCAACACCAACACCAGAAACACCUUCAACAAACACCAGAUAGAUCAGUACUGCAGCAACAACAACAGCAUCGCCAUCAACAGCAACUGGAUCUAA